AUGCUGAGGCAGCUGGGACUUGUGGGCCAGGGUACCAGGAGCAGGGAGUCACACAGAGAAGGAGCUCGAGAAAUCCACCUAUUGGUCCUCUUAUCUUCGUCCAAAUACAAUUCUUACACACAGCGCAGCUCAGUGAGACUGGCAGAAAACAGCUAUGGGGGUUCUGUGAGCUCACGGGAGGUUUUGGACUUCCCACAGAGCACGACCAUCCCGAGUGAAGAGACUUUGUUGAACACUGUGGGCUUUCGCCUGGGAGCCAGUGGGACCAGGCUCUCCACUAAGGGCUGCGCUAGACCCCAUCUAACAAAGCUUAAAAACAAGCCUCCAAGUCAAAGCCAGCUCUUCACAUUCCAGGAGACAUUGGCCUCCCCAGAUUUGAUCUUUCCAAUUCGGCUGCCGGUGGACUAUAAGGCACUUGCCCCAACUGCUCAAGAAGUUUUAGGUUACUAUCAAGAAACAUCAGGCUGUAAAGUGGUUAAGACUUCGGACACAUUCAUGUGUCAUACCAUUACACAAAGUUUUGCCAUGGGCUCAAACCCCCGGGACUUUAUCGACUUAGUGUAUUUGAAGCACUACAAAGGGAAUAUGGAUAUUAUCAGUUCUACCAGAGUGGAUUUUCCAGCACAUCCUCCAUCUUCAAAUUAUAUUCGUGGUUGUAACCAUGCUUGUGGCUAUAUGUAUUCACCUCUGCCAGAGAACCCAGCAUAUUCCAAACUAGUGAUAUUUGUCCAGAAAGAAAUGAGAGGAAAAUUGGCCCCGUCAAUAAUUUAAGCAACCAUGUCUUCCAAUUUAGUAAGCUUCAUCCUCAAUGUAAAAGAUGGAAUAAAGGCAAACAAAAUUCCAUCAGGACGUGGAUGUCAUCAUAAUGGGCAUUCGUCAUUCCUAAAGAAGAAAUGA
This is a messenger RNA of Physeter macrocephalus (sperm whale), 897 nucleotides long. Its product is annotated as stAR-related lipid transfer protein 6-like. The record is from RefSeq and is a predicted model, not a curated record. NCBI's taxonomy places the organism in Eukaryota, Metazoa, Chordata, Mammalia, Artiodactyla, Physeteridae. Gene Ontology annotation, molecular function: lipid binding.